AUGAAUGCGAACCCUUCGGCCCCCCUCGAAGUCGAGCAAGGAGCCUUUGCGACAAACAACAACACCAACAUCAUCACCAACGAUAGCCAUUCGCGCCCCACCUCUGCCAGUUAUUUCCCCUACCACCAACCCUUACAGAGGGAACCAUUACAGAGGGCACCCACAGAGGACCAGACCGUGUCCAACACCCUAGCCAACUCGCUCAGCCCAGCCCAGCCAGACCAGCCAGACCAGCCAGACCAGCCAGACGACACCCUGCACCUCCCCCAGCGCCAGCCCAAGUUCACCGAGGAGUGGGAUGCCAGCGUAAGAGGGAGCAGCAUCAUCGACGGUCCCAUUUCCCAGCGACAGCCACCACAAGUCGCCAACAUGCAGCGCUCCAACUCGGUCGCCUCGCGUCGGUCCGAGGUCAUCACCAGCGACGGCGCGAGCAGCCAUGGCAUCUCCCUGUCGAGGGGCAACACCCUGAAGAAGAAGAACUCGAUGCGUAGGGGCGCCAGUCUUAAGCGGAGCAGCAGCCGUAGGAGCAACAAGGCCGGCAGCGUCAGAAGUCUGGCCCUGCAGAGCGCCCACGACGCCGACGACAUGCACAGCGCCUUCUACUGCCCUGUGCCCACUUCCGGGAACCCGACCGAGAUGCUCGCCUCCCGAUUCCACACCUGGCGCAAGAUCCUCAAAGACCUCAUCACCUAUUUUAGAGAGAUACAGACGCACUACGAGCACCGCUCCAAGUCGCUCCUCAAGCUCGCCAACGUCCUCAAUAACACCUCCACGCCGCCUGGCUUCCUUGCUUCUGGCGGCCUCGACGAUGCCCUGCAAAUUCUAAGAGACUACCACAAGAACGCCAUCGUCGAGGCGAACAAGGCUCGAGAGAUCGAAGAAGAUGUCAUCCUGGCCCUGACCGGCCUGAGAAGCGAUCUCAACCAGAAGAUGAAGGAGAUCAAGGGCCUGUCUGGCGACUUCAAGAACUCGGUCGAAAAGGAGAUGGAUGGAACUAGAAGAGCCGUCAACGCCCUGCAAGACGUAUUGGGCCAGAGCGAGUUAGACUCCUCCUCCACCACCGGCAAGCAAGAUCCUUACCUCUUGCGACUUGCUGUCGAUCGACAGGUCGAGCGCCAGCUUGACGAGGAAAACUAUUUGCACCAGGCCUAUCUGAAUCUUGAGACUUCGGGACGUGAACUCGAGUCUAUUGUUGUUGGCGAGAUCCAGAAAUCUUACAACGCGUACGCUGGUAUUCUUAAGAGAGAAUCUGACGCAGCCUACAACACCAUUGACGAACUUCGUGUUGGCCCCAUCGGCAUGCCCAAGGACCACGAGUGGACUAAUUUCGUCCAGAGGGAAUCGCAGUUUGUCGACCCAGAGGUCCCGGUUCGCUCGGCCGAUCACAUCCAUUACCCAGGAAGAGACCACUUUGCUUGCCAGGAAAUCAGGGCUGGUCUGCUUGAGCGCAAGAGCAAGUAUUUGAAGAGCUAUACAGCAGGAUGGUAUGUGCUCUCGCCGACUCAUCUGCAUGAGUUCAAGUCUGCAGACAAGACUCAGGCACCCAUCAUGUCUCUAUAUCUCCCCGAGCAGAAGCUGGGUUCGCACUCGACUGAAGGAGGCUCUUCCAACAAGUUUGUACUAAAGGGGCGACAGACCGGGACUAUGCAUCGCGGUCAUACGUGGGUCUUCCGUGCCGAGAGCCACGACACCAUGAUGGCUUGGUAUGAGGACAUCAAGGCCCUCACGGAGACGUCCCCGGAGGAGCUUAGUACCUUCGUCAAGGGGCACGCCCGCACCUACUCGCGAUCAUCCCAGCGUAGCAUCAGUAGUGACGGCAUGAUGGAUGACGAGGAUGAGGAGCCAUUCUCGGCCAACUCUGCCGUCGCCAGUCCGGGAUCUCGCCUUGACUCGAUACAGAACAGACCUGAGCCAGGUGGGCGUUUCCCGUCUGAUCUUCAGGUCAACGCACAGAGGGGCUUACAGGUGCCGCUCUCUCCUAGUAGCACUGGGUCUGGGUUUCACGAGAACGAGUACCCCAUGAGAGUUGCAUCGAAUACCAACUCCGACGCGGGUGUUAUAGCAGCUGCAGGUGUACUACUACCUGGCAGAGGUGCCGGGGAGCUUUAUCCCGGAAAUGGAACAUCACAAUCGGUUGGUCACUCCUAUGGCAAUACUCCUAGUAUCCGCAUGGAUCAAGCACCUAGCCAUGCAGCUAUAAUUGACCAGUCGGCAAGGGAAGACGGAGUGAACCCAUAUAGCGGAGAGCCUAUCCAGCCGCAACGACAGGACUCGGGCAGGUUCACUAACCCCCCAAUAGUAGUCGCUGGUCCCACGUCAGCAAGCAUGGCGCAGACGACGGCGGCAACGAGCAUGACCAGCUUAAGUCAAGAUUCCGGGCUUCCCAGCGCCUACGACGCGACAAAUGGUGGUAUAAGCGGUCCCGGCGCUCAACAGUCCUACCCGCCCCCUGCGGCAGACUAUGUGACGUUCAGGCAAGAGCAGCCGUCAGCGAGUAUUGGAAACGGAUCUAUGAAGCCACUGCCAACGGCGGCUACGGGAGAAGUACCAUUCGCAUCUCAAAAUGAACAGGUGAGGCCUCCAGGCCAUCGACAGAACAGUUCGCCUCAUGUUCCCGGCGAGUACCCGCGAACGCCCGGGCUGGAGUUUACUAGGUCGACCGAGUAUUGA
Messenger RNA from Anthostomella pinea, 2670 nucleotides. Lineage: Eukaryota; Fungi; Ascomycota; Sordariomycetes; Xylariales; Xylariaceae. The record is from the annotation of a GenBank genome assembly.